GCCCUGACGACCGCGGGCGCUUCGGCCGCGCGGAGCCGCGAGUGCUGAGGGCCCGCGGGGCGGCAGCCGCCCGCCGAGAGCAUGAGGAGCCGGUGUCUGUGUCAGAUCUGCACCUGCGGGCGACAUCACUGUCCACGUGGAGCCUCAAGGAUUUAUGAAAAUUCUGGCAUAUCUUGCCCCACCACUGAAUAUUUGGAAAAAUACCCUACGUAUGGCAAUGUUCCUCCACCUCAGAGUCUUAAACCCAAGCAAGAAUUCCGAGCAGGCCGUGGUAAAAUGGAAGGAAUAACAACAUUUAAAUCGGAUUAUCGUCCUUAUGAGAUAGUCAAACAGCCUCGCCACGUGCCAGAAGAAUACAAACCGAAGCAGGGGGAGAUGGAUCUCGGCACUACCUACAAACAGGACUUUAAUUCUUACAAAGUGCAGCCUGUGGCCAUAGUCCGGCCUCUGGAAAGACAACGAGUUAAACAAGGAAAGGUGGACACUGUCCCAACCUAUAAAGAUGAUUAUAGAGCUUGGGACAUUCAGAAAAUUGACCUUUAUAAACCAGAACAAGCUUACCACCCCCCCACCAUGAAAUUUGGAAAUUCAACCACAUUUCAGGAUGACUAUGUUCCUCAGGAGAUAAAGCCCAGGCAAAGCUUUAAACCCAGUCCCGUGGUCAAACGUUCUACAGUCCCUUUUAAUGGUGAUACAAGUCAUCGCCUUGAUUACGUACCUUAUCAGCUAGAAUUCAAGUUUGCAAGGCCAAAAGAAGUGUACAAGCCAACCAGUCAACCCUUUGAGGAUCUCACAACUCACCGAUAUGACUUUCAGGGUCUUCCUGGAGAAACUGCAAAAAUCUGCCGACCUCCAUACACCAGAGUGACCCAAAAUGCUCAUUUUGAAGGAAGCACGGAAUUCCGCGAAAGCUUCCAACCAUGGGAAAUCCCACCACCCGAAGUCAAGAAACCACAGGAGUAUGUCCCGCCUGCAGGUACCAUGCAGCUAAACAGCACAAGCCAUCUGGACUAUGUUCCCUAUCAGACCAAACGUGUUAGUCCCAUCAGGCCAGUUUCUCAGAAAAAAUUUAACAAUGUCCCUUUUCAAGGAAAAAGCACCACAAAGGAAGAUUUUCCAGCCUGGGAAUGCUGUCGUCAAGGUCUUAUUAAGCAGCAGCAGCAGAUUUCCAACCCAUCUGGAAGAUUCGAUGGUUGGAGCACUUUCAGGUCUCACUAUGUGCCCCACGAGCUGAUUCGGACGGAGAGCUGCAAACCCGCGCAUGCUCUGUUUCAGAGUUCUGCUCCGUUCGACGACACCACCAUGUACUCUACAGAGUACACACAGAAGAAACAGGAAGUCUGCCCUGCUAGCUAUCCUUCUCCUCCAGGCUAUAUCUUUGAAAAUACAAAUUCUCAAGGUCAUAAAUUCUUCCGCAAGGUCACGCCCAUAGUGGAGGCCUACUAAUCAUCAAAUCAUGUUUAAAAGGAAGCUAACAGAUAUUAGUUUUCUAAGGGAAA
Messenger RNA from Lontra canadensis (Northern American river otter), 1499 nucleotides. It is a transcript of the gene SAXO2, whose product is annotated as stabilizer of axonemal microtubules 2. The transcript is spliced from 4 exons. Gene Ontology annotation, cellular component: axonemal microtubule; sperm flagellum; ciliary basal body. The record is from RefSeq and is a predicted model, not a curated record. Lineage: Eukaryota; Metazoa; Chordata; Mammalia; Carnivora; Mustelidae. The coding region runs from base 82 to 1446 and encodes 454 amino acids. Gene Ontology annotation, biological process: microtubule anchoring. Gene Ontology annotation, molecular function: microtubule binding.